Sebastes umbrosus (honeycomb rockfish) is the source of this 3265-nucleotide messenger RNA. Its product is annotated as neuronal acetylcholine receptor subunit alpha-3-like. The record is from RefSeq and is a predicted model, not a curated record. Gene Ontology annotation, molecular function: acetylcholine-gated monoatomic cation-selective channel activity; transmembrane signaling receptor activity. The transcript has 7 exons. Bases 225 to 2168 code for a protein of 647 amino acids. Gene Ontology annotation, cellular component: postsynaptic membrane; synapse; neuron projection. Gene Ontology annotation, biological process: regulation of membrane potential; nervous system process; chemical synaptic transmission. NCBI's taxonomy places the organism in Eukaryota, Metazoa, Chordata, Actinopteri, Perciformes, Sebastidae.
AAAAUUAGUCAAUAAAAAUAAUAUACAAAAAAAAAAGACAAGUAAAAAUACAGUAAAACCAUGUAAUUAUUUAAAGAAACAGGAAUGCAAAACUGAAUAUGAGAAUAAAUGUUAAAAUAGGUUUUUUAGAGCCAUAUUUGAAAGCCAUUUUAUUAUUCCCAACUUCUCACCUGUGAGUCACAGUGAGUCAGGUCGCUAGGUUUGGCCCUUGGGUGAGUGGAUGGAUGGGUGGAGAGAGGAGGAGGAGGAGGAGGGAGGUGCAGAAGUUGUGUUGUUCAUGUCUGGAGAGAAGAGCGCACCGCGAGUCCAACCUCUCCACGCUCCGGAGCGCAAAGGAAAAUGUUGCUCGAAUCUUAAAGGCUUCACACAGUGAACACAGUCUGUGGUGGGUUACUGACAAGACUUCAAUCAUCAGCAUCAGAAUUGUUUUAUCCGCAGAAAGCGUCGCAUCGAUGAAUUUCUCCGGGAAACUGACAAACGUCCUCCUGCUGGUGCUCCUCCUCGCAGCGCAAGGCUGUUUUUCAUCAAAGGGGGAGGACAGAUUGUUUCGGAGGUUGUUCAGGAGGUACAACCAGUUCAUCCGACCAGUGGAGAAUGUGUCGGAUCCAGUCACGGUGGAGUUUGAGGUCUCCAUAUCUCAACUGGUCAAAGUGGAUGAGGUGAAUCAGAUUAUGGAAACUAAUCUGUGGCUGAGACAUGUCUGGAACGACUACAAACUGAAAUGGGCCCCUAUCGAGUACGAUGGGAUCGAGUUCAUACGCGUUCCUUCCAACAAAAUUUGGAGACCAGACAUUGUUUUGUACAACAACGCUGUAGGUGACUUCCUUGUGGAGGACAAGACCAAAGCUCUGCUGAAGUUUGAUGGCACCAUCACCUGGGUUCCUCCAGCUAUUUUCAAAUCCUCCUGCCCCAUGGACAUCACCUACUUCCCCUUUGACUACCAGAACUGCUCCAUGAAGUUUGGCUCCUGGACGUACGACAAGGCCAAGAUCGACCUGGUGCUCAUCGGCUCAAAGGUGAACCUGAAAGACUUCUGGGAAAGUGGCGAGUGGGAGAUCAUCGACGCACCGGGAUACAAGCAUGACAUCAAGUACAACUGCUGCGAGGAGAUCUACCCGGACAUCACCUACUCCUUCUACAUCCGCCGCCUGCCUCUCUUCUACACCAUCAACCUCAUCAUCCCCUGCCUCCUCAUCUCCUUCCUCACCGUGCUCGUCUUCUACCUCCCGUCCGACUGCGGCGAGAAGGUCACCCUGUGCAUCUCCGUCCUCCUCUCCCUCACUGUGUUCCUGCUGGUCAUCACCGAGACCAUCCCUUCGACGUCGCUCGUCAUCCCUCUGAUCGGCGAGUACCUCCUAUUCACCAUGAUUUUCGUUACGCUCAGCAUCGUCAUCACCGUCUUCGUGCUGAACGUCCACUACCGCACCCCCAUGACUCACACCAUGCCGGAGUGGGUGAGGUCUGUGUUCCUCGGGGUGCUGCCCAGAGUGAUGCUGAUGAGGCGGCCUAUCGACCAGGGCUGCUCCGCCCCUGCCAUUACAGGAGGGACCGGAGGAGGUGGGGGGAACAAGAAGAGAAAGAACAGCAUAGGAGGAGGAAGUGGCACAGGAAGUGUAAUUGUCGGAGGUAUUACGGGGGGUGUAGCGUGUCCAUCGCUGGAUGGCGGUGCAGGAGAAAGAGGAGGAGGAGGAGGGGCCGCCUCUGCUGGUGGCUCCAUGAACUGUGUGGAGUACGGCGAGAUCAACCGGGACAAGAACAGGAGGUGCCCCUACAGAGGCAAGGAGGUGCCGACUCCUGUCCCUCCACCGAUGGUGCCGCCUCCUCCUCCUCCUCCUCCUCCUCCUCCGCCCUCACAGGCACCCCCAACCCAAGGGCCCCAGGAGUCAGAGUUGCCCAAGGUGCCGAGGCCGAUAAACACCCCUUCGGCAACGGUCAACGCUGUCGUUGCCUUCUCCGUGGUGUCGCCGGAGAUCAAACAGGCCAUAGAGAGCGUGAAGUACAUCGCAGAGAACAUGAGGACUCGCAACAAAGCCAAAGAGGUGCAGGACGACUGGAAGUACGUCGCCAUGGUCAUUGACAGGAUCUUCCUCUGGGUUUUUGUGACAGUGUGUGUGCUGGGAACACUGGGACUCUUCCUCCAGCCUGUCAUCAACUUCUUCUUAAUAUGAGAAACUCGUCUUCGUCCCGUCUCUCUCUCCCUCUCUUUUUGUCUACUUCUGUCUGUCUCUGUACCCCACUCGAAUUACUCUGGGAAUUAUCCCUCCUGCAGCUCUUUCACAUCAAACACUGAACCGUCUUCUUUCUCCUUUUUCUGUCUCUCCUCUCUCUGUCGCUCAUGCUCUUCUCUGGGACUCCAUCAUCAGCCGUCACUUCUAGCUCUCAGCUGUCUUGUUUCCUCACAUGACUGAUUUCCCCAUCUCAUCUACGCCUUGCCCUCCCGAUGUGCAUGCAAUGCUGUUAUCCAGUCUCUUCCUCCUUAUCGCUGUUUAUUUUCUGACAUGAUUAUCACGUCUGCUCUCCUUUCCUCUUCCCCCUUUCUCUGUUUUCCUCCUCUCCUGUGCCAUGUUUUGACCCGCCUCUGCCUUCAGUGAAUCUCCUCACAGCUGUGUCCACUCUUCUCUGCAUUUCCAUUCUUUGUGUUUUGCUGAAAAUGUCCACUCAGUCAUUGUUAUUAUACAGUCUUAUGCAAUAUGUUUAACAAUGUCAGGUAAUUAUUAAAGUCAGUAUUGCAAUAGAAGAACCUCUUAACAUGCAAAUCACUGAGAAACCUGAAUACCCUCGUGAGUUUUGCAGUAGGACUUUGUCAUUGUAAGCCGGUGAAAUAACACUUUUGAGAAACGUGGCACAGUAUGUCUGUCUAUAAUUUCCAAGUUAAAGACAAAUACUGACAGCUGGUAAUAAUAUGUAUGAUGUUGUGAUGUGAAGGUCCUCUGUUGGCUGCCUCUUUUUCUUCAGGAUGUUUUUUUUUUUCUUCUGUUGUCAGACUUCUGUGUUUCCCUGUACAUACGUUUGUAAAAAUACAAGAGUUAUGCAUGGCUUCUGAGAAGGACGCCGGCUACGGCUGCACACAAAUGACGUGUUUCCCACAUGUGCUCACACACUAAGUAUAAUUGUUGCGCAUCACACAUAAAUUCACAACUUCACUGCAAUCUUACAAUGUAUAGAAAACACUUUGAAUUGCACAAUGUAGAUUAAACUUGUAAAAAGACAUAAACAUCCAAACUGUGUCAUGUUAUUUAAUAAUAAAGAAGGUCCUCGACUCAAA